CAUCAAUUCAUCCACGUCAUCAUCACCACCAUCAUCUUCUUAAGAGUUGGUGCCAGCCACUGAUUAUUUCUGGUAACCAAAAUGAACUCUUUUCCCUUCCAUCUAACGGCCACUCCCAUUCCUACUCUCUCUCACCGCCACCUCCACAUUUCUCAUCAGAUUCUCCGCCGCCGCCAAUAUGCUCUCACAACUCCCCGCUGCUUCUCCACCGCCGCCGCCAUGACCGCCGGAAGUACAACUUUUCUUCAAGACGCCGGAGCUACUGCUGCUGUACUCACCGGCGCUUAUGGCCUUGUUCUCACCUUCGAUACUCUCACUCAGCGUAACAUUAUCCAUCAGAAAUUGAGUAGAAAACUUGUUCAUAUACUAUCCGGAGUGCUUUUCGCAAUUUCUUGGCCUAUUUUCAGCAACUCGCCGGAGGCUCGCUACUUUGCUUCUAUAGUCCCACUUAUUAAUGGCUCAAGGCUUGUAAUUCAUGGACUUUCUUUGGCUACCGAUGAAGGGCUUAUCAAAUCCGUCACUCGAGAAGGAAACCCAGAGGAAUUGCUAAAAGGUCCAUUAUAUUAUGUCAUUGUAUUAAUUGUAUGUUCUUUGGUCUUUUGGCGUGAAUCUCCUGUUGGGUUGAUAUCUCUGGCGAUGAUGUGUGGUGGGGAUGGUGUGGCCGAUAUAAUGGGAAGAAAAUUUGGAUCAAUGAAACUUCCGUAUAAUCAAAACAAGAGCUGGGUGGGAAGCAUAUCCAUGUUCAUUUCCGGAUUCUUGAUUUCGAUCGGGAUGUUGUACUACUAUUCAGCUUUGGGAUAUUUCGAGUUGGAAUGGAUAUCGACUGUUCUAAGGGUUGCUUGGGUUGCUUUAGUGUCAACAUUAGUAGAGUCCCUUCCAACUACCGAGACUGUUGAUGACAAUAUAUCCGUUCCUUUAACAAGCAUGCUAGCAGCAUCUCUAUGUUUCGGCUUCUAGCGUAUCGAAUUAAGGUAGAAUCAUAUGUAAGUUCGGCUUCUAGCUUAUGGUAAUUUUAGUUUUUUAGUUUCUUCAUGGUUAGAAUAGUUAUAGGUACUUGUGUUGAAUUUUCUAGUUUAAUACUGUAGCCCCUCUGUAUGUGCUGUAAUUUUAGUUUUCAUCUUUGUUCUAUAUUUUACUGGGUUUUAAAUCAAAUAAGUGUUGUUGGCUGA
Mercurialis annua (annual mercury) is the source of this 1169-nucleotide messenger RNA. RefSeq names its product probable phytol kinase 1, chloroplastic. Lineage: Eukaryota; Viridiplantae; Streptophyta; Magnoliopsida; Malpighiales; Euphorbiaceae. Gene Ontology annotation, cellular component: chloroplast. Gene Ontology annotation, biological process: vitamin E biosynthetic process. The transcript has 6 exons. Gene Ontology annotation, molecular function: phytol kinase activity. Bases 82 to 957 code for a protein of 291 amino acids. The record is from RefSeq and is a predicted model, not a curated record.